AUGACAGAAAAGAAGGAUCCCAUCAUGGAUUUUGGAUCCCUUGACAAAAAGGAAGCUCAAACCGAGGUAGUGGGUGAUAGCAGCCGUAUGGAUCCUGAAGUCGCCAAAUAUGCAUCAGGAGACAUAAUCGAGAUUGACGAUGAAACCGAUCGACGGCUCAAAAAGAAGAUAUUUUAUCGCAUCCUACCCAUCAUGACCGUGUCCUACUUUCUCCAAUCGCUUGACAAGGGAACCAUCUCAUUUUCAUCCAUCAUGAACCUCCCAGAAGACAUUGGUCUUGUAGACCAAGAGUAUGCGUGGUUAACAACAUGUAUUUACAUUGCUGUGCUUGUAUUCGAAUACCCCCUCAACUGGACCAUCCAACGUGUACCGAUAGCCAAGUUUCUCGCAUUCAAUAUUUGUGCAUGGAGUGCCGUGCUGGCAUGUCACGCAGCGUGUAACAACUUUGUGAGUCUAUUGGUGUGUCGUACAUUAUUGGGUAUCUUUGAAGCAAGCUGCCAGCCGAUUCUUGUGGUGUUGUCAGGCAUGUGGUUCCGACGUGAUGAGCAAAACCUGAUUGUCACUAUCUGGUACAUGAUGAAUGGCUUUCAACAAAUUGUGGGUGGUUUACUCGCCUAUGCCUUUACCCAUAUCACCAGUGGCCCUCUUAAAAGUUGGCAAGCGCUCUUUUUGACCUAUGGCUGCUUUUCAUUCCUCUGGGGAUUGGUGGUGCUGGUCUUCCUUCCCGAUAGCCCAAUGCGUGCAAAAUGCUAUUCAGAAGAAGAUAAAAAGCUCAUGGUCGAACGUGUACGAUCCAACCGAACAGGCUUACAAAACAAGACGUUCCGCAAAGACCAAUUUUAUGAAGCUCUUUUCAAGGAUCCUCAAAUUUGGGCCUAUGGUCUUACAGCCUUCUUUACAACAUUGCCCACUUCUGGAUUGGGAGCCUUUGCUAAUAUCAUCAUCACUGGCUUGGGUUUUAGCGUCCUUGAUACUCAGCUGCUUGCCAUGGUCCUGGGUGCAUACAUUAUGUUUUGCCUCUUGUCUUCAAGCUAUAUCACCAAACGAUGGGGCAAUACUGUGCUGGUCAUGAUUGCCUAUGUUGCACCUGCUAUCGUUGGUACGGUGGUGCUCAUGACGGUGGAAAACACUACACUAGCAACAAAGGCAGGCUUGUUGUUCAGCUAUUACAUUUGCUUGAGUUUUUGGGCUACAUCAACGCUUUCCAUCUCACUCCUCAGCCGAAAUGUUGGUGGACAAACAAAAAAGAGCGUGGCGGUUGCUAUCAAUUUCAUCUUUUGGGCAGCAGGGAAUGCAGUUGGACCCCAAGUGUUUCGAUCUCAGGAUGCACCACGAUACCUUCCAGGCUUUGCCGUGCAUUUGGUAUGCUAUGCCAUCUUGAUUGUCAUGUUGGCUUUGUUACGAUGGCACUUUAUCCGUCAAAAUAGAAAGAAGGAAAGGUUCCUCGCUGAGCGCUCGGAUGCAGUCGACGAUAAAGGCGAGCAUGGCUUUGAUGAUUUGACGGAUAUGCAAAAUCCAAACUUCUUUUACAUUUAUUGA
This is a messenger RNA of Lichtheimia ornata, 1539 nucleotides long. RefSeq lists its product as uncharacterized. The coding region runs from base 1 to 1539 and encodes 512 amino acids. The transcript is spliced from 4 exons. Gene Ontology annotation, biological process: transmembrane transport. The record is from RefSeq and is a predicted model, not a curated record. Lineage: Eukaryota; Fungi; Mucoromycota; Mucoromycetes; Mucorales; Lichtheimiaceae. Gene Ontology annotation, molecular function: transmembrane transporter activity. Gene Ontology annotation, cellular component: membrane.